UGAUUAUUUCGAUAAAAUUAACGUUUUACUAUAAAUACUGGGACUUAAUGAUUUAUUUUGUGUAAACAUCAUUAGAUAUGCGUGCCUUAGUGGUUUUGUUAGUCCUGGCUGCGGCUGCGGUUGCAGCAGAACUAAAAGCGGACCCUAAACCCACCGGUAGCAGGAUCGUGGGAGGUUCGGUGACCGACAUCAGCAAAUGGCCUGAGAUGGCAGCUCUGUUAUUCUCCUUCGGAACCACUGGCCAUACGCAAUCUUGCGGAGGUACCAUCCUGAAUCAGAGAUCCAUAUUAUCUGCUGCUCACUGUUUUGGGAACGACGCACCAGCAAGAUGGCAGGCUCGUCUAGGAUCAACCUACGCCAGCAGCGGCGGAAUCGUCUUCACUACCUUACAGUUGAUCAAUCAUCCUCAAUACAGCACUCCAGUUUUCUUGGACAACGACAUAGCAAUCUUGCGCGUUUCUGGCACUAUCACCUACAAUAACAACAUCCGACCUGGAAGCAUUGCUGGUGCCAAUUAUAAUGUGGCUGAUAAUCAAGUCGUGUGGGCUACUGGAUGGGGACUAACAUCUCAAGGAGGAAGACCCUCAGAGGAGCUACGUGAAGUACAAAUUUGGACUGUCAACCAGGAGAUAUGCAGAACUCGCUACGCCCUUUCUGGUGUGACUCUCACUGACAACAUGCUAUGCUCGGGUUGGUUAGACGUUGGUGGUCGUGACCAGUGCCAGCAGGACUCUGGUGGUCCCCUCUUCCACAAUGGAGUCGUCAUUGGCGUCUGCUCUUUUGGUAAUGGAUGCGCCGAUUCCUUCUACCCUGGUAUCAAUGCUCGGGUAUCUCGCUAUACUUCUUGGAUCCAAGCUAACGCCUAAAUAUUGGACAAUAUCAUUCUGUAUAAUUUUUUUUUGACCGCAAUUAACAUUUAUCACAAUAAAUAUGAUUGUAAUCGAAUAUUUCGUUAUUGA
This is a messenger RNA of Amyelois transitella, 959 nucleotides long. Its product is annotated as trypsin CFT-1. The transcript is spliced from 4 exons. The record is from RefSeq and is a predicted model, not a curated record. NCBI's taxonomy places the organism in Eukaryota, Metazoa, Arthropoda, Insecta, Lepidoptera, Pyralidae. Gene Ontology annotation, molecular function: serine-type endopeptidase activity. Gene Ontology annotation, biological process: proteolysis. Bases 78 to 866 code for a protein of 262 amino acids.